AUGAGUGCAAUUCAUAGAGAGACAAAUGACCAAGCAAAGCAAUGGAACUCAACGUCUACCAAUUCAAGUCUACUCGCAUUAUGGGAUGCAUCGACUCACAAUGCCGAUAUAGUCGUGGCUCAGGAUGGGUCGGGAAAUUACAGGACCAUCAACGAGGCGGUCCAAGCACUGCAUCGCGAGCACAAUGGAGACAGAAGAGCUAUUGUCUAUGUGAAAUCAGGGGUUUACGAAGAGUACGUUGAGAUAGCUAGAAACUUGAGGAAUGUGAUGUUUGUUGGUGAUGGCAUUGAUGAGACUAUAGUAACGGGCAAUCACAAUGUUCCUGAUGGUUACACGACCUAUAGAUCGGCCACCUUCGGUGUAUCAGGAGAUGGAUUUUGGGCCAGAGACAUAACCUUCGAAAACACAGCCGGCCCAUCAAAAGAGCAAGCCGUAGCCCUCCGCGUUAACUCUGACCGCUCCGUCAUCUACCGCGACUGCGACAUCUACGGCACCGUCGACUUCAUCUUCGGCAACGCUGCCGCCGUCAUCCAAAACUCCGAGAUCUUCAUACGGAAGCCCAUGCCCCGCCAAAGGCCCAUGGUCACGGCCCAAGGCCGAGACGACCCGAAUCAGAGCACGGGCAUUUCAGUCCACAGUUGUCGGGUCCGGCCCACUGCGGAAAUGGAAGCGGUUAAGGGUAACUUUAACAGCUACCUGGGCCGGCCUUGGCAGAGGUAUUCGAGGACCGUGUUCUUGAAAACGGACCUGGAUGGGCUUAUCCACCCUGAAGGAUGGGCCGAAUGGAACGGGGAUUUUGCGUUGGAUACGCUGUAUUAUGGCGAGUAUAUGAACACGGGUGCGGGUGCGGAUACGGGUAGGAGAGUGAACUGGAGGGGGUUUCACGUGCUGGGGGGUUUGGAUGAAGCUGGUGAGUUUAGCGUGGAGAGGUUUAUUCAGGGUCACGAGUGGAUUCCUGAGAGCGGAGCUCCCUUUUGGGGUGGGGUCUAG
Molecule: messenger RNA, 990 nt
Organism: Asparagus officinalis (garden asparagus)
Lineage: Eukaryota; Viridiplantae; Streptophyta; Magnoliopsida; Asparagales; Asparagaceae
Product: probable pectinesterase/pectinesterase inhibitor 36
Exons: 3
Coding region: 1-990 (329 amino acids)
Biological process (GO): cell wall modification
Molecular function (GO): pectinesterase inhibitor activity; pectinesterase activity
Source: RefSeq, a predicted model, not a curated record